AUGGCUCCCCGCAUUCAUCUUGUUCGACAUGCUGAAGGCCAUCAUCAGCUCGAGCCGACGUCCAAAAACGAGCUCAUCCAUGAUCCGAGUCUGACUGACAACGGCGUCAAGAAUUGUCGACAGUUCCGUUCGAGUUUCCCUGAUUACGUCCAUCUGGACUUGAUUUGCGCAUCUCCCAUGCGUCGUGCCAUCCAAACGGCAACGUACUGCUUCAAAUCUCAAUUGGAGGAAGUUGGACCCCUCCUUCUUCUACCUCUGGCGCAGGAGAUAACGGAUGUACCGUCGGAUACAGGAAGCUCACCAGAGGCACUAGUGAAGGAAUUUGGAGCCGUCAUCAACGCCUCCAUGGUCGAGGAAGGGUGGAACUCAAAGACCGGGAUUUACGCGUUCACUUAUGAAGCCGUCAGAGAGCGAGCUAGAGACCUACGAGAGUGGCUCAAACAGAGGCCAGAGAAAGAUUUGGCAAUUGUGGGCCACGGAGCGUUCUGGCACUAUCUCACAGGAGAUGUCGACGAGCUCGGCAAUCAGAAAGGUCCGUAUUGGAAUAAUGUAGAGUGGCGAUCGUAUCACUUUUCUGAAAAUGGGGGUGUCGAGUUAAAGGAAGACAAGGAUUCGGUCAUGAGGCGACAGAUGUUCAAUCAUGAGAAGGAAAUCGACGAAGAGGUCAAAUAUUGA
This is a messenger RNA of Aureobasidium melanogenum CBS 110374, 675 nucleotides long. RefSeq names its product phosphoglycerate mutase-like protein. The record is from RefSeq and is a predicted model, not a curated record. Gene Ontology annotation, molecular function: phosphatase activity. The transcript is spliced from 2 exons. NCBI's taxonomy places the organism in Eukaryota, Fungi, Ascomycota, Dothideomycetes, Dothideales, Saccotheciaceae. Gene Ontology annotation, cellular component: cytoplasm. The coding region runs from base 1 to 675 and encodes 224 amino acids.